Messenger RNA from Xiphophorus couchianus (Monterrey platyfish), 2133 nucleotides. RefSeq names its product zona pellucida sperm-binding protein 4-like. The transcript is spliced from 12 exons. The record is from RefSeq and is a predicted model, not a curated record. Bases 321 to 1961 code for a protein of 546 amino acids. Gene Ontology annotation, molecular function: structural constituent of egg coat; acrosin binding. Gene Ontology annotation, cellular component: egg coat. NCBI's taxonomy places the organism in Eukaryota, Metazoa, Chordata, Actinopteri, Cyprinodontiformes, Poeciliidae. Gene Ontology annotation, biological process: prevention of polyspermy; binding of sperm to zona pellucida.
UUGUGCGCCGUUUAAAACGUUCCGCCACCGGGGCUACAUUUUUGGCCUCGGAACAAUCUCUGCUAUUUAUUCAGUAUAUCAUUUUACAGUUCUGAUAGUAAACAUAAUAAAUCGUGACGGGUUGAACUUCAUCAGAUAAAUGUCGGUAGAACGGAAACGUGAAGCUCUCUGCUCCUCUGAUGGAGGAGGAAACAAGCGCUGGACUAAUUAACGCUAAUUACCACGAGUCGCGUAAACUUCACUUAGAGUCACACAAAGACCUGGGAACCUUGGAGACAAGAAAGAAAGACAAAAAAAAGCCCAAUACAAAUUAAAAGGAGAUGAGUUACAACUACAUGAAAGCCAGACUGGCUUCUUUAGUUUUGAUAUUGAUGGCGCAGCGCUGUUGCUGCGUCUCCAGCUUUCAGGGGAAGGAAAAGCGGCUGCAAAACGCACAGCUGGCUUUACCUGCAGUCACCUGCUCAGUCCGCGGGAUUAAAGCGGUGUUUGGUCCGCUGGUCACGAAUAAACUGCAUGUCAGAGACCUGUCAGGUGCUCCGGUCCCUUUAAGUAAUUCUAAGGGGUCCUGUGGCGUGAAGGUGGGUAAAGAGAAGAACCAGAACCUCUCGCUUUUCAGCAGAUAUGACAGCUGCUAUGCAAGGAUAGAGGGCAACAAAGUGGUGGUCCCGCUGCUGGUCCAGUUGACAGGAGAGAACCGGUGGAUCAGAGUAAACAUCAGCUGUCCUCUGAUCAAGAGAAGCAGUCAGAAAACCCAGCCGAUGUCGUCUUCUUCUCCAGCUUCCCUCGGUGAAUGCAAUGCUGAUGAGUCCCUGCGUUUAAACUGUGGUCACCAAAGUAUCACCAGCAGCGCCUGCCAAAAAUUGGGUUGCUGCUACGACGCUCAGUCUACCGCCUGCUACUACAGACUUAACGCGUGCUCUCUGGAUGGACACUUUGUGUUCACGGUCAAGGCUACGGACACCCAUCCCCCCAUUGACCCCAGCAGCCUUGUGAUCAAGGAUCAGCCUCACUGUUUGCCCGCAAUCUCAACUUCAGAUACUGCCGUCUUCAAGAUGGGAGUCAUGGACUGCGGCGCGAAGAUGAGGAAAGACGGCGAUCUGGUGAUCUAUGAGGUUGAAGUGGAGGAGCAGAACAAAAAAAGGAAAAGACAUUCAGCCUUCAGUCUGCAGGUUGAGUGUGAAUAUGACGAAUCGGAUCUGAAACAUGCAAAAGACUUGAGGUCUUUGUAUACCGUUACCAAUCCACCGGCUGUAGUGGCACAGGGAACCAUGAGGGUGCAGAUGAGAUUAGCUACAGAUUCUUCCUUUACCAACUUUAUCCCAGAAGACCGGCUUCCCCUAAAACUACCGCUGCGUCAGACGGUGAAUGUGGAGAUUUCCAUCGUCCCACCGUCCCCUGACCCUGCACUCUCGCUGCGUGUGCGAGACUGCUUUGCCUACCCCGCGUCUAAGCACUCUGUGUGGACCCUCCUCCAUGAUGGAUGUCCUAACCCUCUAGACACCAUGAGAAGCUUUGUCCCUGUGGACAACCAGGGUAAGACCACCACCUACUCUCAGGUCAGGCGCUUUGAUGUGAAGACCUUUGCCUUCUUGGACCCUGAUACUGGCAAACCAAGUGUGGAGCAGAUGUAUUUCUACUGUUGGGUGGAAAUCUGCACAGAAGAUGUUGACUGUGCCCAGCGUUGUACUAUCAUCUCAUCGGAUGCGGAGCGACAGAGAAGGCAGACCACUCCUGCAUCCCGCCAGGUCCAGCUCGUCUCCGUAGGCCCGCUUCAACUGGUCCACGAAAACGCAGAACUGGAUGACCUUCAGUGUGGAAAACUGAGCAAGCUGUUCAGAGUGAUGGUGUAUGUUCUGUCUGGCGUUGGUGCUGCCCUGCUGCUGAUCCUGCUGUUUGCUCUUUGGUCAAGCAUCCAAAGAUGCGGCUGCAAGCAGAGGGCCACUACGCGAGACUUUAAAUAAACCGAAUACGUUGGCCUGCAUUAUUAUUUGCAAUGAGUUUGUUUUUGUUACUACGCUCCAACUUUAAGUAUACCUUCUAAAUCGUGUUUUUUGGGGAUUUAGAGGAAGAGGAAAUUAACUUCUGCAGCUCUUCUAAAAAUAAAGUACAUUUCCAUUCUUGCUUUGUAUACAA